Messenger RNA from Diorhabda sublineata, 4873 nucleotides. Its product is annotated as potassium channel subfamily K member 18. Bases 406 to 1800 code for a protein of 464 amino acids. Gene Ontology annotation, molecular function: potassium ion leak channel activity. NCBI's taxonomy places the organism in Eukaryota, Metazoa, Arthropoda, Insecta, Coleoptera, Chrysomelidae. The record is from RefSeq and is a predicted model, not a curated record. Gene Ontology annotation, biological process: stabilization of membrane potential; potassium ion transmembrane transport. Gene Ontology annotation, cellular component: membrane. The transcript is spliced from 8 exons.
GAGUCGGGUUCAGGACAUUGACGAAAACGCGUCUCGUCACGUGAUAUAGGAAACCGGUUUUUCCGAUUUACCGAAUUUCCCGACGCUUGCGAAAGUGGGCAGUGCUAUAUGACCUAUUUUUAUGGUUUUGAAUUAGUGAUUUGUGUAUUUAUUGAUGAAUUGCAGUUAACAUGGUGGAUUUCUUUGCGAGUUUUUGAUAAGCUAGUCGAAAAGCGGAAGAAAAUUCUCAAGGGACAUUUUUAGAGAUUGUCUUCAAUAUGCUGCCAAACGAGAAAAUCUUAUAUUCUACAAAUAAAUAUUUCAUUUCCAAGAAUUCAAUCGUCUUCUACGAUGGAUGUGGAAUAUGAAAAUUAUUAUCCGUCGUAGACGAAUUAAGCUAAAUGGAGGAUUAUCCUUAGAUUAGUCAUGGAAAAAGAUACGGGUCACUUUUGUUACGACCCUUAUCCUACGGUAUCGAAACAAAAUACGAAUUCUCUAAAACUGGAUGUUAAUAAGAAGAAAAAAGAAGAAAAAUCGUGUUGCUGCUUCGGAAAGAAAGCGAAAAAGAGAAGUAAGACGUUUCUAGCCGGAUUAGCCACUAAUAUUGGUAUAUGUGUACUACUUUUUGGUUACACUUUAAUAGGCUCGGUUAUAUUCCUUUCUAUCGAAGGAGGUAGCAAUUACCAACAUCAAAUAUUAGCGACAACAUCAUUAUCAACAAAUAUCGAUAUUACUAAUAAAAAAUCCAAUCAUAGUGCAGAACUCAAAGCUAAAGCAGACGAAGCAAGAGCUAGAACUGUAGAAAGUAUUUGGGAUAUAACUGUCAGUUUGAAUAUAUUAUACAGAGAUAAUUGGACCCGAUUAGCAGCUCAAGAAAUAACCAAAUUUCAAGAGGAGUUGCUUCGGUCCAUGGCCGAGGAGAUGGCCUUGCAUCAACCACUACAAGUUGCAAAAUUCGAUGUGAAAUCUACGAAUGAUAAUUACGAAUGGAGCUUCGCAAAAGCAUUUCUUUAUUCUUUAACAGUUUUAACGACUAUAGGAUACGGAAGUAUAGCACCAAGAACAUCUUUAGGAAAAGCGGUUACCAUGGGAUAUGCAAUGCUAGGUAUACCACUAACGUUACUUUACCUGUCUAGUGUGGGAUCCAUCUUGAGUAGGGUGGCGAGAGGUGUAUUUUCUAGAGCCCUCUGCUGUUGUCUCUGCUCUAAUUGCGGGUAUUGUUGUUACGACGAAAAGAGAAUGGCUGAGAAGGAAAGGAGGAUGAAGAGGAAAAGACAACAGAUGGAACUGCAGCAACAGUUAGGACUUCAAGAACCGUUUUACGUUCGUUCGAAUUCGAGCUAUAGCAACAAUAUACAUUCGCCUUGUCGAGAUGGUCCUAUAAAAGAAUUAGAUAAUUUGAGUGGUACCGACAACGAAUCAAAAUCAUCCAUGCACGGUUGGUCGAUUUUAGCGCCCAUUAUAUUGUGCCUCUGCAUCAUGUUCAUAUACAUAUGUCUAGGUACGUUUGUUUUAUACAAAUUAGAGGAUUGGCCGCUCCUGGAUGGGUUUUAUUUUUGUUUCAUGAGCCUAACGACGAUUGGGUUCGGAGAUAUGGUACCAGGAGCUGAUCCCAUGCAGUACGAUUCCAGUACUACCAUAUGGUUUUGUUCUAUCUACAUUAUGUCCGGUAUGGCAUUAACUGCCAUGUGUUUUAAUGUCGUUCACGACGAAAUUAUACAUAGAUUGAAGCACCAAGAAAAAUCUUUACCGAAAUUGAGCUCGACAAGUUUUCCGGACGAUCUGAAUAUCAGCAACGAUCCUUUCAAUAUGACUUCAUGACAAUUUCCCCAGAAACCCAACAAUAUCUACAGACGUAAUCUAACUGAAGAAACGUUGCUGAGUACUGGUGGCGUUGGUACUCCCACCUCCACUAUCGAUAUCAAUAUAGGAACUGGAGUCGAAAUGUUACCGGUACCAAAUAAAAUACCGGAGGUUUUAGAAGGACCAGUCAAAACGGGCGUGUAUACACUACAUGAAGAGCCUGAAAACGAAGAAGCCGCCGAACAAAAUACUGAAAUGUGAAAUCGAGACAAAUUUUGUAAAUAUUAUAUAAAAUGUGUUGAACAACAUAAAUCAGGGUUAAAUUCCAUUUAGUUCAUCAACUUUUCUGUCGAUAUUUGUUGUGAUUAUUUUGAUCCUUAUUCAAUUUUUUUAUACUGGUAACUAGAGGGAAAUUGUGGGUAACUAUCUAUUUGUUUAUCAAAAAAAAAUGUUCGGUGAUAUUCUCUAUUGAUUUUCUCAAAUUUAAAAAAAAUUCUAAACUUGUAAAUACAACGUAAGUUAGAGUCAUAUCUCGAACUAUAAUAGAGUAUAUCGUCGUCCUAUAACAAGUUUCUGGUCUACAGGGUGACCAAAUCAUUACAAACUACCAAGCGUCCCAAAUUUAUUUUAUGUAAAACACCAAUAGUGGAAUCAAAAUUUCAAUAAUAAAACUUUGAUGCUUCUAUACGACUUUAUUUUCAAAGUGGACCAACCCAUUGGGAAUGAUUACAUCGAUUUGACUUACCCUGUACUUAAAUGAUCAAUACUUUUUCAAUGUAGAAAAUAUAUCGAACGACGAUACUUAUUUCGAUAAUUCAAAUAAGAAGGAAUUUGUAUAUAUUUGGGAAUUUGAUAAAAAAUGUCAAUUAAAAAUAACAAAUUUUUCUUCCAAUUGGUGUAAUAGAAUAUUUGUAAAAUUUCGUGUCUUUUCGAUCGCUGCUGUGGUUAUUUUCAAAACAAUAGAUUCAAAACCAUUUCUUGUGUUAAUAUUUCAUUGCUCCUUGAUGAAAAAAAAUACUGUACAAGCCCAGCAAUGGCUUCAAAACUAUUAUCCGGUCUCUGAUUCAUCGAAAAGAACCAUCUUGUUAUUGGUUUCCUGAAUUAAAACGAUGAUUCUGAACGUUCUGGUCGUCCAAUUGAUGUGGUUACUCCAGAAAAGUCCAUAAAUUGGUUUUAUAAAGAUAUCAGAAGGCAAUGUGUUUACAAUUAUACAUAAACAUUUGACCACGACUCACAGUCGAUCAAAAAUAACAACUUGCUGAGAAUUCAGAGCUUGUUUGUACGUGAAAAAUCAGAUUUUUUAAGUCGAUAUGUGGUAAUGGAUGAAACAUGGAUCCAUCACUUCACUCAAGACGAUCAUGUGAGUGGAGUGCAGCCGGAGAACCACGUCCGAAGCGAACAAAGCCACAACAGUCAGUUGGGAUGGGACGGUUUUGGCUUCAUAGAAUAUUGUUUAUCGACUAUAUCCAAAAGGAAUAGAAAAUCAAUAGCGAGUAUUACAUAGAGCUGUUAGAUCGUUCCAAAAUCAAGGAAAAACGAAAAAAAAAACACUGUUUCACCAAGACCAAUUCACAAGUCGAUGGCAACGAUGUUUAAAUUGAACGAAUUACACUUCGAAUUGCUUCCUCAUCCACUGUAUAGUCCUGAUCCGGCCACCAGGGACUACUGGCUAUUCGUAUAUCUCAAAAAAAUUGCCGUGACUGUCUAUUUUGAGGCAAAAGACAAAUCCUUCUACGACCACGACAUCGAGAAGUUAUAGAAGCGUUUGAAUAAUUUUAUUGCUCUUGCUAUUGCUAUAUUGAUGAAUAAAAUUGAUUUUUGGCGAAAAGUUAGUCACACGACUUAUUAACAGUUGUCCAAAUAUAUUAUAUAACUUAGAACCGAUACUGAUCGAUUUGACAUAACCUAACUUUAUUUGUAUACUUAAAAAGUUAAGUAUUCGGUUGUUUAGAAUAUAAAUUUCUUGAGCUAAAACAAACUUCUUCAUUUUUAUUCAUACUAUGAACUCAUCAACUUGUAAUUUACAUAGUUUUUGAAUUUUUCUAUUACCUACAUUGUGAGUUAAAAACCAAACUCGUCCUCGCCUUUUUUUAAGCAGUUCUUUGUUAAAAAUAGAUUUUUGAAACGAGUUUUUUGAACUUUUGUACAAAUUGGGAACUGGUAUGUACAAUAAAUGAACAAGGAAAAGGAUAUUUAAUACGUUUUAUUUCAAUUCUAUUUCGGAAAACAAUAUUUUAUAACCUAAAUGCCAAGUUCCUUCUUAUAUUAACAGUUGUAUAUUAGAUAAUAUACCUAAAUAUUAAUAGUAUCAUCUACAGUUUUUGAAAAAUUGUACAUACUCUUUGAAUUUAAUUUUCAUGUUGAAACUGAUCAAAUUCAAUGUUUAGGAUGUUUGUUAACAAAAACACGUUAAAUGUAAUUUAUAAAAAUAUUGUCCGAAUGAGAAUGAAUAUAUGAGAUUUGUAAUAAUAAAAGAAUACCUUCAAAAUGAAUUUUUUUUAUACCCAUCCAAACAAAGUACAACAAAUUUACAUCGAUUUAGCACUCAACACAAAAAUUGUUGGCAAUUUCCAUUUCCAUAAAUAGUAAUUUAUUCUUUAAAAUCAUCAAAUUUUGCUAACGCUCUUAUCAAGUUAUCUUCAGCUGUAGAUUCAGGAAAACUCCUCGCCCUGAUUAUAUUCGAAAUUUUUGUUCUGUCCAAUAUCACUAAAAAUCCGAUCAACAGCACUGCAAAUAUCAUAGAGGCGGUCAUAAUCACUGAUUGUAAAGAAUUACUAGGCAUUACUACAUGCGUUUCUUGAUGAUUGGGUACCAUAUAAUCACAAAAGCGAUAAUUUUGGUGGAUCAUUAUACCGAAAUAUUAAAAUAAUCUUCACGUACUGAUGGAUUAUUAGUUAAAUUUGUUGUUUUUAUAAUCCGAUAUGGUAGAGGAUUCGAACAAAAACGUCUCUCACAUGUUCAGCGUUGCAGUCACGAGUUUCAUUAUAACGAUAAUUGUGUCGAAAAUUACAUCAAUUAUUAGAUUGUAUGUAAAGUAUAUUUUUGAAUAACUCAUAUUUAUGUAUAUACGUCUAAUUGAGUUCCAAAAACC